Molecule: messenger RNA, 992 nt
Organism: Cucumis melo (muskmelon)
Lineage: Eukaryota; Viridiplantae; Streptophyta; Magnoliopsida; Cucurbitales; Cucurbitaceae
Product: transcription initiation factor TFIID subunit 11
Exons: 4
Coding region: 208-870 (220 amino acids)
Biological process (GO): transcription initiation at RNA polymerase II promoter; RNA polymerase II preinitiation complex assembly
Cellular component (GO): transcription factor TFIID complex; nucleus
Molecular function (GO): protein heterodimerization activity; transcription coactivator activity
Source: RefSeq, a predicted model, not a curated record
AAGAAUUUCGAGAUCUAAAUGUAAAAAAAAAAAAAAAAAAAAAAAAAAAAAAACCCCGAACUCCGUCAUCCAUUCCCUCCUCUUCCCAUAUCUUAUUCUCUCCCACUCCCCAUCGGCGAACUAUCUCACUCCUCAUCGGCCAGCACAAAACUACAUCAGAUCGUUCCUUCCGAUCAUUUUUAACCUAAUUAGAGAUAUUUCACAAAAAUGAAGCAAUCGAAGGAUCCGUUUGAAGCCGCCUUCGAAGAGCAGGAGGAAUCACCUCCGAACUCUCCUUCUGCUGCGGACGACCUCGAAAUUCCGACCACUGUAGCCCCUGUUCCUGCCGACGCUUUUGAUUUGCAAGACGGUGACGAUGAUCCAAAAUCCGCUUCUGUCGCUACACAUUCCGUUACUCCUGUGUCCACCACUUCUAUGUUUGUUUCCUCUUCCUCCCAUGUAUCUGCCGCCCCUAAAACCAAAGAAGACGACGAGGAAGAAGAGGAAGAGAAUGUUGAAGUUGAACUUGCAAAAUUUCCCUCCAGCGGUGAUCCGGAUAAGAUGGCAAAGAUGCAAGCAAUUCUCUCACAAUUUACAGAAGAACAGAUGAGUCGUUACGAGUCCUUUCGCAGAGCUGGAUUUCAGAAAGCUAAUAUGAAAAGGCUGUUAGCAAGCAUCUCGGGAACACAGAAAAUUUCUGUACCGAUGACAAUCGUAGUGUCUGGUAUAGCAAAGAUGUUUGUUGGUGAACUCGUAGAAACAGCAAGAGUUGUCAUGACAGAGCGUAAUGAUUCGGGACCUAUCAGACCGUGCCAUCUCAGAGAAGUAUAUAGAAGACUAAAGCUUGAAGGUAAGAUUCCUAGGAAAUCAGUGCCUAGGCUCUUUCGCUAAUCACUCUGUUUAUUAUAGGUGUUUUUGGAAGAAAAUUUCAAUAUUACAGCAUAAAAAUUAGGCAAAACAUCUCCAUGUGUGUAUAUAUAUAUAUAUAUAUAUAUCACUGAAGUUCCUAAGUA